AUGUCCCAGCAAACAGACGCAGGCAAGCCGGAGCUCAACGCUCUUGGCAAGCUCGUGGCCCGCUUCGCCGAGUACGGACACAAUGCCACCAACAACCUCUCCAGCAGCUUCUCCAGCAUGACGACGCAAGGAUGGAUCCGGCUCAUCGUCAUCGUCGGCGGGUACAUGCUCCUGCGGCCGCACCUCAUGAAGUUCGCCACCAAGGGCGCCGUCAAGAAGAUGGAGGAGGAGGACGCCAAGUCGCGUGAGCAGGACGCUGCCCAGGCAGAGAUUUCGCCCAACGAAUUCCGCGGCAUCAAGGAGAAGCUCAUGGUCCACGCCGAGGAGGACGAGGGAGACGGCACCGGCGCCGACUGGGGCCAGAAGGCGCGCGUGAGGCAAAGGCAGAUGCUCAAGGACCUGCUCGAGGAGGAGGAGAGGCGGCGGGCUGCGGAGAACGAGGACGCCGACAUUCAGGAGUUUUUGGAGGACUGA
Messenger RNA from Purpureocillium lilacinum, 474 nucleotides. RefSeq lists its product as uncharacterized. The record is from RefSeq and is a predicted model, not a curated record. Gene Ontology annotation, biological process: protein transport. Lineage: Eukaryota; Fungi; Ascomycota; Sordariomycetes; Hypocreales; Ophiocordycipitaceae.